GAUACACAAACCCGUUUCUAUUUUUUCUGCCCACCCGAACUGACUCGCUCGCGAUCUCAAAUUUGUAUCCUCUAUCUCUCCCUCUCGCCUCUCAGACUCAGAGUCAGAGAGGCUAAUUGUAAAUGGCGACUACUAUCACAACUACACCGGUUAUAUUACAACCCCCCGGACCCUCCACCACCGAAAUCGAACCCGAUUCGGAAACCCCUUCCAAUCCCAAACAACCCCAAACCCAAACCCCAACCCCAAUUAAACCCGAUACUCCCACCGCCACCGCCACCGCCGUCGCCAUUGCCACUCCCAGACCCCCUGAUCCACCUCCCUCCUCCGAUGCUGACAUCAUCCACAUCCCCAGUUAUUCCCGGUGGUUCUCAUGGGACAACAUUCAUGAAUGCGAGGUUCGGUUCCUCCCAGAAUUCUUCGAUUCUCGUUCUCCUUCCAAGAACCCUCAGGUUUACAUGCACUACAGAAACUCCAUCGUCAAGCAAUUCAGAGAACAUCAACGUCAACAAGCCCCUUCGAGAAAAAUAACCUUCACGGACGCUAGAAAGACUCUUGUGGGCGACGUGGGGUCCAUUCGUAGGGUCUUCGAUUUUCUCGAGGCUUGGGGUUUGAUCAAUUACUCUCCCUCCGCACAAAACAAGCCACUCAAAUGGGAAGACAAGGACACCAAGUCUUCUUCUUCUUCUUCUCAGGGCGCCGAAGCUAAAGCCGCUGCUGCUGCUGCGGCCGCGGCAGCAGCUGAUUCGUCGGCGGGUCCUAGUAAGGAAAAUUCUAAGGUUGUGUGUAGUGGUUGCAAGCUUGUUUGCAGCAUUGCUUGCUUUGCUUGUGAUAAGUAUGACUUGACUCUUUGUGCAAGAUGCUAUGUCCGUGGGAACUACCGGGUUGGUGUCAACUCUUCGGAUUUCAGGCGGGUUGAGAUCAGUGAAGAUAUGAAGACAGAUUGGACGGAGAAAGAAAAUUUGCAUCUCAUGGAAGCUAUUUUGCAUUAUGGUGAUGACUGGAGGAGGGUGGCACAACAUGUUGGUGGUAGAAGCGAGAAGGAAUGUGUCGCUCAUUUCCUUAAGCUUCCCUUUGGGGAGGAAUAUCUUAGACAUGCGGACUCCGGGGAGGUUGAUGUCAAAUAUAAUCAAAUGAAGGAUCAUGUUGAUGCUGAAUGCAGAUUAGAGAGUUCGGGUGCAUCAUUCCCCAGUAAAAGACUGUGUCUCACACCUCUUGCUGAUGCAAGCAACCCAAUUAUGGCUCAGGCUGCAUUUCUUUCAGCAUUGGCGGGUGUAGAUGUUGCAGAAGCUGCUGCCCGAGCGGCAGUUACAAGUCUCUCUCAGGUGGGCCGUGGAGCUAAUAAAGAGCCUCAAGCUUCUCUUGCGAAAAUUACAAAAUUGCAAGAAGCUGAUGUUACACCUAAUGGCGACACCACUGGGAAUGCAUCAGAAGGAGCUUUUGUGGAAGCAAAUUCACAGCUUCAGAAGGAAGAGCUGGAUGUGGAGAGAGCAGUUUCUAGGAUUGCAGAAGUUCAGAUGAAGGAGAUCCAAGAUAAGCUUGUUCAUUUUGAGAACCUAGAUAUGCAGAUGGAAAAAGAAUGGCAACAACUGGAGCAAAUGAAGAACAUGCUUUUUGUUGAUCAGCUUACCCUCUUGUUUCAUAGAAGUUCUGCACCAAAAACUGAUGAACGCAUGGAGCAGAAGAGUGUAAGAAUAGAUUGAUAUUCCAAGAUUCAUGAAUAUCUAUAUACUUAUCCUCUUUUUUUCCUAGUUAUCUAUUUACUUACCAAAAAUGCCAUAUUUUUCCCCCAUGCCUGUUAGUUGACUUUCUCUCUGGAUCUGCAAAACUUACUCUCAAUCAAAUUAGAUUGGUUGGAGAUGCAAAGCUUCUUCCCUGCCCAGCUGUCCCCCAUGUAGGUUUUUCUUUUCCUGUCCCUCUUGUAGGUUUGUGCUCAAUUUUAAAAAUCACACUUAUCAUUUGGCAACAUUGGCAUGCAUCUGCCAAUAUCUUUCUACAUGUAUAUUACUUUUGUUUUUAUUGAGUUAUUAUAUUGAGAA
This is a messenger RNA of Quercus lobata, 2039 nucleotides long. It is a transcript of the gene SWI3B, whose product is annotated as switch subunit 3. Gene Ontology annotation, molecular function: protein binding. The transcript is spliced from 6 exons. NCBI's taxonomy places the organism in Eukaryota, Viridiplantae, Streptophyta, Magnoliopsida, Fagales, Fagaceae. The record is from RefSeq and is a predicted model, not a curated record. Bases 123 to 1703 code for a protein of 526 amino acids.